UGGGGGCCCUUGUAUUCCGAAGACUAUUCUGAUUUCGGAGUUCUGAUCAUAACUCAGGGCAAGCCUCGUUCGUAUCGUAUGCUAGGUCUAGACUGUGAACUGUGGAGGAAUUGUUGGACCGAAAUUGAACGGUCCAAUUCGUGGAUAACGACGUCAUAAUAUCGAAAGAGCCGCCUGCCAAUCAGGAGGUCGAAUUUUAGAAGGGAAAAGGAAAAGAAACCUGCAAUAGUGGGGUAUAGUGCUAUCUAAAUACCUAUAUAUUUUCAAUGGUGCAGUUGAAAUGGUAGGAUUCAAGCAUCGGCCCCCACGGGUGCUCAGCCACUGAGGUCACGACACCCCUGUCAUAUCGGAUUGGCGAUACUCUCGGUCGUUAUAUCACGUGAUAAAGGAUUCAGCUCGAAAUCUUUGAGGGGGACUAGAACUCAGCCCCAUACCAAGUAACCCUCACUCCUCUUCGUCGCACAUCAAGCUUUAGACUGGCCAUGAUGCCCGUGGAAACAUGGACCGCGUGGUGUUUCGGCUGCGACAAUUACCUCAAUAUGUCGAUAGGUUGGAUACAGUCCAACUGCUUAGUAAAGCUCUAGGAAUCGGAGCUUCGGAGAUUCGGAUUUUCUCUCUUGCCUGCUCCGUCGAUCCAUGGUUGCCGAGUAAAGUGGCUACUUUGAUGUUCGAUGAUGUUGUCGGAAUUCACCAUGCUCUCCAGGAGGGUGGGCGGCCGGGAAUCGCGAAGUUAGGAGACGAAUGGAGCAUUGCAGUGGAGAAUUUUCGCGACGCAUUAGUUUUAGAUACUCACUUUCGAGGUCUAACCCCCUUAUAUGACCCAGUCUCACACCAGGCCGAUUGCAUUGCAAUAUCAGGACUUGCAAGUCACCCCUUUGGAUCCUGGCAGCCUAAAGGGCAUCCAAAGACUUUCAUGUGGAUUCGCGAUGCGUUACCGCAGUCAUUACCAAGCGUACGGCCUAUAUUAUACGGCUAUGAUACGACUCUUCUAAGAAGCCGUUCAUUCCAAUCUAUCUUUGACCUUGCUAUAGGGCUAAUCGGCCAACUCAAGGCCAAUGGAUGGUCGUCUCCUACCUGCAAGCCACUCGUCUUCCUUGCACAUAGUCUUGGUGGUGUCGUUUUGAAGCAGGCCUUCGUUUCACUCGCAAACAGGAUUGAGCGGGACGACGGAAUACUUCGCGCGAUGAAAGGCGCUGUGUUCUUUGGUGUCCCUAAUUUGGGCAUGGAACAAUCGCACCUUUUGGCGGUUGUGGACGGCCAGCCCAAUGAGCAACUUAUUGCAGAUCUUUCUCCCGAGUCAGCAUAUCUCCAAAAGCUGGAUAAGCAGUUCAAUGGUAUAUCUUGCCUCCAAGAUGCAUUGCUUUAUUGGUGUUAUGAAACAAGAAAAUCACCCACAGUUAUUUUAAACUCGAAAAAUGUAUGGUCAAAAAGUGGCCUUGAAGAGGUUUUAGUUACUCCGGAUUCUGCGACUCGUGGAUUGUAUGGCACAUCUACAGGUUUGGAUUUCAUAUUUCCAAUUAACGAGGAUCAUUCGAAUAUGGUCAAGUUCUCGGAGAAUGACCCAAACUAUUCCGUAGUAGUACAAAAACUGCUCCAGAUCUUUUCCGCAGGCGAAAUGUCAGAGUCCAAACCUACGACGACGGGGAUCUCACAUCUAGGGACGACCAUUGCUCAAGGCCCAAUAAAUGUUAGGGCAUACCAAGGGCCCAACUUUCAAUCUGUUUUAAAUUCCCUAGAGGUAGCCGAGAGGGACCGUAGGUUGGAAGAAAUUGAAGGCACGUUUGGCAAUACCUUCGACUGGAUUUACGAUCGCUCAGAACCAGGUUUCACUGAAUGGCUUCGAAACGGGACGGGGCUUUUCUGGAUACACGGGAAGCCGGGCUCUGGGAAGUCAACCCUAAUGAAAUUCAUAUUUCAGGAUGACCGCACGGCGGAUCUACUUGCUGAUUGGAAAGAAGAAAUUACAUACGUUCGUGGGGCUUUCUUUUUCCACUAUCGUGGAUCCUCCCUUCAGAAGUCGUUUGAAGGCCUAUUGAGGAGUAUCAUAGGCCAAAUUCUUACGGAACUUCCUUCUCUUUUCGACUCUCUAAAACCCUUGUUUGACCACGCCACCAUCGUUUGGACUUUGCCGAUGCUCAAAAAGGCAUUCAAUAACAUAUUGCGCCAAAAUACGGUACCAUUGCACCUUUGCUUAUUUUUGGACGCGCUUGACGAGUAUGAUGGGCGAUUGGAAUUUAUAUGCCAGUUUCUCAACGAACUGGGCGCGAUCCCUCCAAACCCUAAUAAGAGCAUCAAAAUUUGUUUCUCUAGCCGCCCCUGGGAUAUAUUUGUAAACACCUUCCAAAAUUGCCCAAACCUACAAAUCCAUGAUUUUACCACAAAAGACAUCGAGGACUAUUGUUUAGGGUCAAUCAGAGCAGAGAGGUUGCCAUACUCUGUCUCGCUUGAGGAUUUGAUUCCCGACAUUGUCGCACGUUCGCGAGGCGUGUUUCUAUGGGUCAGACUAGUAGUGAAGGAUCUUGCCCGAGCUACGAGGUUGAAAAGCAUGGAUAAGACCGAACUGGAGAUACUCUUGCAAUCUUCUCCAACAGAGCUUGAUGCAUACUAUGCGGAGAUUAUAACUCGAAUUCCACAUAUUCAUCGAUGGAAGACGUACGCUUUGUUAGAGGUCACAGUGCGAUCUAGAGUACCCCUAGGCGCAUACGACCUAAUACGCGCUAUCUCAUGCUCGGAAUUUAGGACCUACCAGGAUGCAUAUCAAGCCUUUGUGAAGCUCAAGAAAAGAACAUUCUACGAUUCCGAAGAAUUAGUGGUGCGAGAAUUAAGUAAAUAUUGCGGUGGGCUGAUCGAAGUUAUUAACAGUGGCCCCUACAUCCGUUAUAUCCAGGUACUCCAUCAAACAGUUGAGGAUUUCGUACUAGACCCAAAGUUCAAGCAGAUAGUCCUUGGAGACCGAGCCAAGAUCACCGUUGAGAAUGGGAAUACUUUCUUGGCCAAAAGCCUAUUCGUCCGGAGCGCGUUUCAGACUAUCGCAUCCUCCUACUCCGAAAUCACACCCGAGACCAAUGCAUCCACCUACGCUAAUGCUGCUGAGCGGACUACAGGUCGUAGUCUUAGGAUGUUCCUUAACAGUAUCCCGACUCAUAUAUUUGAGGUACAAAGCUCCGAUACUCCUGAACUACAAGUAUCGGGUCCACUUGCAUAUGCUGUGUAUGCUGGGCUUCGUCUUUAUGUCAUCGAGUCACUAAUUGAUGCGCCCGACCUGAUACGAAACUCGGGACGACCGCUGCUUAGUCAUGCUAUUCUUGGGCUAGGACUAGACCGUUUUCCAGAAGAAGAACUUUUAAAGAUAGCAAAGCUAUUGCUCGAUAGAGGCUUUACAAUACAUCGAGACCCGGAGGCAUUUCGCCGCCUGAUAACAUCAAUAGUCCGAAGUCUUCAGGCGAAGAAUGUACUAGUCAACCAGCUUGUCGUAACCCCACGACCUCGUCAUGUGGGUCUAGUUGAGUUAUUCCUAGAUCACGGCCAAGACCCCAAUGUCAAAAUCCAAACCCUCGGGGAUCCAAGAGACGUUGAAUUUACGCCUUUGCACGUGGGCCCAUUUAUUAUAGCAAACAUGCUCUUGGAUAGGGGUGCCUCACCAAAUGAGUUGAGUUCUACCAAUAUGACACCUUUAGAUAAUAUUUGUUCGUGUUACCUUCGCUGGCGCGUUGAAAAAAGCGUCCAAAGGCCACAAGUCCAAGAAAUAUAUAAGCUAGUUUGCUCUAUAGCGGCUCGAGGAGGAAAGCUUAAGAACGUGAAGAACGAGUACUGGAAGGAGUUUUUGGAAGACAUCUCUCUAUUCGGCUGGCCUAUUGAUGUUUUGCAAUCUUGUACAUCCUCUCCAUCACAACGAGGCACGUCGAGCCAGUCGUUCAGCCAGUCACUCAAUCGGUCAUUUGACCGGUCGCCCGGUCAAAUGGCAACUCGGAGAUUAAGCCAUCAUCGGAAUCGGGUAUCAAGCGACCAGCAGUCAAACUCGUCUCCGGAUCUGCUGCCGAGGAGUUCGCUCAGGUCUAAGAUUAAGAAGAUAGCAUUCAGUGUGAUGUGUUAAGUUUUUCGAUGAGACAAGGCUUUCUCCAGGUCCUAAGCCAUCAUGCUUCUAUUUCACUAUCUCAUUUAGCGUAGGAGACUUU
Hypoxylon trugodes is the source of this 4175-nucleotide messenger RNA. RefSeq lists its product as uncharacterized. The transcript has 4 exons. The record is from RefSeq and is a predicted model, not a curated record. Lineage: Eukaryota; Fungi; Ascomycota; Sordariomycetes; Xylariales; Hypoxylaceae. Bases 500 to 4093 code for a protein of 1197 amino acids.